Tupaia belangeri chinensis (Chinese tree shrew) is the source of this 948-nucleotide messenger RNA. Its product is annotated as olfactory receptor 51L1. Bases 1 to 948 code for a protein of 315 amino acids. NCBI's taxonomy places the organism in Eukaryota, Metazoa, Chordata, Mammalia, Scandentia, Tupaiidae. Gene Ontology annotation, molecular function: G protein-coupled receptor activity; olfactory receptor activity. Gene Ontology annotation, biological process: G protein-coupled receptor signaling pathway. The record is from RefSeq and is a predicted model, not a curated record. The transcript has a single exon. Gene Ontology annotation, cellular component: plasma membrane.
AUGGUGAUGUGGAAUAGUAGUGAUGCGAUGGAGCCCAUAUUUAUCUUGAGGGGUUUUCCUGGACUAGAGCAUGCUCAUUCUUGGCUCUCAAUUCCAUUCUGUUUUGCGUACUUGGUAGCAUUUAUUGGUAAUGUUACCAUCCUCUCUGUCAUUUGGAUAGAGUCCUCACUCCAUCAGCCCAUGUAUUACUUCCUUUCUUUCUUGGCACUAACUGACCUGGGAAUGUCCCUCUCUACACUCCCCACCAUGCUUGCUGUGUUAUGGAUGGAUGCACAGGAAAUCCAGGCAAGUGCUUGCUAUGCUCAGUUGUUCUUUAUCCACACAUUUACAUUUCUGGAGUCCUCAGUGCUGCUGGCCAUGGCUUUUGACCGCUUCGUUGCUAUCUGCUGUCCACUGCACUACUCCACCAUCCUCACCAACAGUGUCAUUGGCAAGAUCGGAUUGGUCUGCUUGUUCCGAAGCAUGGGGGUUGUACUGCCCACACCUUUGCUACUCAGACGCUAUCACUAUUGCCAUGCCAAUGCCCUUUCUCAUGCAUUCUGCUUGCACCAGGAUAUUCUAAAAUUGUCCUGUUCAGAUGCCAAGAUUAAUAGCACUUAUGGACUAUGUGUUGUUAUUGCCACACUGGGCGUGGAUUCAGUCCUUAUUCUUCUUUCUUAUUUCCUGAUUCUGAAUGCUGUGCUGGGUAUUGCAUCUCAUGAAGAGCGGCUAAAGGCAUUCAACACAUGUGUAUCCCACAUCUGUGUGGUGCUCAUCUUCUUUGUCCCAGUUAUUGGGGUGUCAAUGGUCCAUCGUUUUGGGAAACAUCUUUCUCCCAUAGUCCAUGUCCUCAUGGCUGACAUCUAUCUGCUUCUGCCUCCAGUGCUCAACCCUGUUGUCUACAGUGUCAAAACAAAGCAAAUUCGUCUAGGAAUUCUCCACAAAUUUGGGCUAAGAAGAAGACUUUAG